CGCCUUGGUGACGAGAAAGAGACCAAUCUUACAAUUGAUCAGAUUAUUACCCAGACGCUAGGAGGCGUUGACGUUGCUGCCCAGAAGAUGAGAUCGCCAGGGGAUAACAUUCUCGCUGAAUUGGACAUGGUCUUAACACAGGAGCAGUUCAUUUCUCUUUAUACCCCGCCCUCCAAUGAAACCAGAACGAAGAGAAAAGCAGUCAAGGAUCCUGCUCUAAGAUGGGCUAAUAACGAAGUACCUUAUAAAUUUGCCUCACGACAUUUUGAUGAAAAAGAACAAUACAUGAUGAGACAAGCUAUGACAGAAUGGGAGAGAUACACGUGUCUCAGAUUUAGAAAGGCGACAAAAACUGAUAGAAAUGUUCUCCUGUUCCAGAAUGGCGAAGGAUGCAACUCUCAGCUCGGAAUGGUCGGUGGAUAUCAAGUUUUAAAUUUAGAAAACCCCGGAUGUAGAUAUAAAGGAUUAUACCUUCACGAAGUGGGUCACGCGAUAGGAUUAGUGCACGAACAUCAGCUUCCUACCCGAGACGACUACAUCAAAAUCCUGUACCACAACGUGGAACCCCAGAUGAGAGUCUGGUUCAACAAAUACUCCCCAGCUCGAGUCAGGACCGAUAAUGUUGAAUAUGAAUAUUCAUCCGUCAUGCAUUAUGGUAUUACGGCGUUUUCGAAAGAUGGUAGCGCAAAGACUAUAGAGGCCAAGUUUCCGUCACGAGAAGAAGAAAUUGGAAGAGUGUUUCUAAAAGAGUUAGCUUUCUCCGACGUGAAAGCUGUCAACGAUAUGUAUAACUGUGGUGAAUUUUGUCCCAAAACAAUUACGUGUAAAGAUGGCGGCUAUGUAGAUCAGAAUUGUAAAUGUAUCUGUCCGGAUGGUACCUCCGAUUGUCAGGAAGAUUCCAACAGACCACAAGAAAAGGACGAUACGUGUGUCAACCUAUUUGACGACUGGCCAUGUAAUGUGUGGGCUAACUAUGGAGAGUGCGAGAGAAAUCCCCAGUAUAUGAACCUAAACUGUCGUAAAGCCUGUAGAUUAUGUGGGGUCAACUACCAACGAUAUGAAGGCACAUGUAGUGACGUAUUCCCUAGUGACAAAUGUACUAGUUGGAAAGAAAAUGGCGACUGUGUAACCAACCGGUUAUGGAUGAAAAGAAAUUGUAAAAGGGCCUGUAAUUUCUGUGAUUCGAAGGACGAUGAUCUGAUAAAACCAGAAGUAAAUUGUAACAAUACCCACGAGGACGAAGAAGAGUGUGAUAAAUGGGCUCUAGAAGCCGAAUGUAACAUCAAUAAAAUUUGGAUGCCUAAAAACUGCCGAAAGUCAUGUCGUCUGUGUGAUGCUGAUAUAACUCCGCCUAAAGAAGAUGGCGACGGUGACGGAGAUGGUGAUGGUAAGUUAUCUCCCUUGUCUCAAAGGUCAAAGCGAUGGUCUAAGGGACGUAACUCUUUUUUAAAUGUCGUUCAAUACUACAGACUACAAACGUUUUAUACUAUCAUUCAAAUAACUGAAGAACAAAAAAUCUUCACCACAAACUUGCGAGAAUGUAAGAAUCUGUACGACAGUAUGCAGUGUGCGAUUUGGGCGGAGGAAAAUGAGUGCGAGAAGAAUCCAGUAUGGAUGAAGGAUAAUUGUGCGAAGGCCUGUAAACAAUGUAAACCGGACAACAAACCGCAAAUAUGGUGCAUAAAUCCACACAAAUCCCCCCAAAAUAAGAAAAUAUUGUCCAUUUCAGGAAGCUGUAGUAAUUCCCAUAACGAUAUAGAAUGUAAGAUCUGGGCUGACAGCGGACAUUGUGAGAUCAACCCGGAGUGGAUGACAUCUCAUUGUCGACUGUCCUGUAGGAAAUGUCGAGAUUCGCCUGAUACCGGAACGGGAGUCGGCACUACUCUAACACCAUCUGGUAAGCUAUAG
This is a messenger RNA of Lottia gigantea (owl limpet), 1908 nucleotides long. RefSeq lists its product as hypothetical. The annotation marks the transcript as partial. The record is from RefSeq and is a predicted model, not a curated record. Gene Ontology annotation, molecular function: zinc ion binding; metalloendopeptidase activity. The transcript has 14 exons. Lineage: Eukaryota; Metazoa; Mollusca; Gastropoda; Lottiidae. Gene Ontology annotation, biological process: proteolysis.